CGGUGAAAUAAAAAAAGAAACCAACCAUGUAACUCGCUGAUUGAUUUGCACGUAGGUAAUGUACACAUGUAGCGCGAGCGAAAAAAAAAAUAAACGAUAAAUUUUUACUUUUUCCCACCACCAUGGCGUCGUCGCUUGUCGACGAGAGUUUCCCCGUAGCUGGGUUACUACCAAAGAAGGAAACAGGAGCUUUGACUUUCCUGUCCAAGUAUCCGGACUACGAUGGACGGGGAGUUACUGUCGCUAUUCUUGAUACGGGCGUCGACCCCGGAGCGCCGGGUUUGCAGGUGACGACACAGGGACUUCCGAAAAUUGUGGACAUCAUCGACACAACAGGAAGUGGUGACGUCAACACGUCGACGGUCGUUGAGGCAAAGGAUGGAGAAAUCACUGGGCUUACUGGGAGAAAACUCAAGAUCCCACCAAGUUGGCAGAAUCCUACCAAUCAGUAUCACAUCGGCGUCAAGAAUGCGUACGAGCUCUACCCCAAGCAGCUGAAAGAAAGAAUUCAGAAAGAGAGGAGGGAGAAGCUGUGGGAUCCGCUGCACAGAGUGGCACUGGCUGAAACCAUCAGAAAGUUGGAUGCAUAUGACAGUGCGCACCCACACCCUAAUAAACAGGAGGAGAAACUAGCUCGUGAAGAUUUAGUCGCACAGAUUGACGUACUUACCACAGCUGAUAAAAAGUUUAACGACCCCGGUCCCGUUUACGAUUGCGUUGUCUUCCAUGAUGGAGAAACAUGGAGAGCCGUAGUUGAUACGUCCGAGACAGGCGAUCUCGCUUCAUGUGUGGUGCUAACAAGCUUCCAAGAAUCUCAUCAAUAUGCUGCAUUUACAUUAGCAGAUAUGCUGAAUUACUCUAUCAAUAUCUACGACGACGGCAAUGUUCUUAGCAUAGUAACCAACGCUGGAUCCCACGGCACUCACGUCGCGUGCAUAGCAGCCGCUCACUUUCCCGAUGAACCAGAGAAGAACGGAAUCGCUCCCGGUGCUCAGAUAUUAGUCGUAAAGAUUGGCGAUUCUAGACUUGGGUCCAUGGAGACGGGAAGCUCGCUAGUUAGAGCUAUGAUAGCUGUGAUGGAACACAAAGCCGACUUGGUGAAUUUCAGCUACGGUGAGGCAGCACAUUGGCCUAACGGAGGCCGUGUCUGUAACGUCAUCACCGAAGCUGUGCAUGACCACGGUGUUAUCUUUGUUUCAUCCGCUGGUAACAACGGCCCGGCGUUAUCGACAGUAGGCUGCCCGGGCGGAACAACAUCCAGCGUUAUAGGUGUUGGUGCGUACGUCUCCCCAGAGAUGAUGGCUGCAGAGUAUUCACUAAGAGAGCGAUUACCGGGCAUGGCUUAUACGUGGUCUUCCAGAGGUCCAAGUGUGGACGGUGAUCUGGGUGUCAGUAUUACAGCUCCAGGGGGCGCCAUCACAUCAGUACCAAACUGGACCUUACGAGGUUCACAGCUUAUGAAUGGAACGUCCAUGUCCUCUCCGAAUGCCUGUGGAGGGAUCGCGUUAAUCCUGUCAGGUCUGAAGACAGAGAAUAUAUCCUACACUCCUCACAGCAUCCGUCGAGCCUUGGAGAACACCGCCCUCAGUGUGGAUAGAGUGGAGAUAUUUGCGCAGGGUUAUGGUCUCAUACAGGUGGACAAGGCCUUUGAGCAUCUUGUCAGUUACUCGGAUUGUCCAACGUGCAAUGUAAGAUUCUGUAUCUCGACGGGGGGCAAGAGAGGCAUCUAUAUCAGGGAUAUGACGAAAUCGGAAAAACCCCGAGAAUACAACGUCACCAUAGAUCCCAAAUAUGGAGACGACAUCGGUGCACAGGAGAAGAUCGCAUUCACCAUGCAGACGAGUUUAGUAUGUGAAGCGUCUUGGGUGUCCUGCCCCUCCCACCUAGCGUUAAUGAAUGCAUCCCGUGCUGUGUCUAUACGAGUUGAUCCUCGGGGGCUGAGUGAAGGAGUUCACUACACCGAGGUUCAGUGUUUCGACACGGCUAAUCCCCACAAGGGACCCAUAUUCAGGAUACCCGUUACUGUAGUCAAGCCACUACAAACAACCAAACAGUACGACUUGGCCUGGGGUGAAACGGAGUUCAAACCGGGUCAGAUAAGACGAAGCUUUGUUCAAGUACCAGAGGGUGCAACCUGGGCAGAGUUAACGGUGACGUCUCUUGACCCCGAACUGACCUCCAAGUUUGUACUUCACUGCAUCCAACUGGAAGAUCACAUGGCCUACAGAAGCAACGAGUUCUACAAGUUCUUCCAUCUUCAAGAGUUGGGCCAGUCGACGUAUCCGUUCUCAGUCCGAGGCGGACUGAUACUAGAUCUGGUCGUCGCUAAGUGGUGGGCAAGCCUUGGCAACACCAAGAUCACUUAUAGUAUAUCCUUCCACAGUCUGGAUAUGAACCAGAAGAUGAUUCAGAUGCACGCAGCCAACGGAAUUUAUCGUUUUGACGUCCGGUCUCAUUUGAGAAUUGAGGAGGUGUCUCCGGCAAUCACCAUUAAGAACUGUGUACAACCACUCAGGCCCAAUGAUUGCAAGAUAAGCCCGCUAGGAGCAAGAGAUGUUCUUCCUAACGGCAGACAGAUAUAUGAGAUAGUCUUAACUUAUAACUUCCAUCAGAGUAAGACAUCGGAGAUUACCCCUAACUGUCCGUUACUGAGUGACCUUCUGUAUGAGUCCGAGUACGAGAGUCAACUCUGGCUGCUGUUUGAUAACAACAAGCAGUACAUGGGAGCUGGAGAUGCUUAUCCUAAUCAGUACACUAUCAAACUAGACAAAGGCGACUACACCAUCCGCCUUCAAGUCCGACACGAACACAAAGACCUCCUGGAGAAACUCAAGGACAUGGUCAUGCUGAUCGAUCAGAAGCUCUCGUCCAGUCUGAACGUCGACUGCUAUCAGAACGUGCCGAACGCCCUCAACGGCAAGAGCAAAUUCAACACGGUCACAGUCCAGCGGGGAUGCUCGGUGCCUGUGUUCAUCCCACCCGUCGCCGACGACAAACUGCCGAAAGGGGCGUCGCUGGGUCAGAUGUUGACGGGAACCAUCACUCUGGCCAAGAAUGAACCGGGCAAAACGGGUCGGAGAAAGAAGGGUCAUAUGGCAGGCGAUGUGAGUGAUGGAAAGAGAAACCUUGGUCCCAGACCUGAUAGCUAUCCGUUCAUCUAUGUCCUGACCCAGACUCCGCACAAGCCUCACGUGACUAAAGCUGAGAAAACCAAAGAAAAAACCAAAGAAGAGGAAUUUCAAGAGGCUUUGCGCGACUUCAAGAUCUCAUGGAUUACAAAGUUGGAAGGUGACAAUCUCUACCAGGAGCUGCUUGCUGCUUAUCCUGAGCAUCUUCCUUUGCAUGUCACGCAAGUCACGGCCAAGGAUACACACAAGGAUCGGAAUAAGAUGUUACCUGAGAUUAUACAGCUUGCUGAUAAGGUCAUCUUGCUGAUUGACCAAUCAGCAUUGGCGACUUACUUUGCCAUGAAGACUGACACAAGACCCGACGCACUCACCUACAAAGUAGAGAAUGAUAAACUGAAGACCUACUUGAUCAACUGCCUCGUCGUCAAAGGCUGCGCUCUAGCUGAUAGAAUACUGGCCAUCCGAGCCGAGGGUGAAGCCACAACAGAAGAGGAAACACAACUACAGCAACAAAUGGAUCAAACCUUCAAUGAUGUACAGAAGUGGGCGGAGCCAGAGGAGAAGAAGGUAGGCGUUGGCAAGAAGGUGCUUCCAUUCUCGGUGAAGUUUGCACAAGUACACAAUCACUACGGACGUCAACUGAAAGGUUUGAUGAAGCUGACCGACGACUCCAGACCGAGCAAAGAAUCCGACAGGAAAGCUAUAGAGGUUUACAAGAAGUUGGGUUGGGAUCACUUGGUGCGUCACACCGAGAACAGUAUACCCGUCAAGUACCCCCCACACUAUAUCCCAUUCUAGAUUGGAUUCUAAUAUUGAGCCACGACUUUGUUUCAAAAAAAAAUGUAGCAGUCAAACAACUUUUAUUCUGAGGAAAUUAAAUCAUUUUUUUUGUUUUUGUACAUUAAGCAAAAAUUGUAUCCGUAAGACGUUCUAGAUUUGAAGAAAAACAAAAGUAGCGCUGCACAAACUCUCAGGAGUAAAAGUUAGUCUUCAUAAAAAAAAAAA
Molecule: messenger RNA, 4133 nt
Organism: Patiria miniata (bat star)
Lineage: Eukaryota; Metazoa; Echinodermata; Asteroidea; Valvatida; Asterinidae
Gene: tpp2
Product: tripeptidyl-peptidase 2-like
Exons: 27
Coding region: 123-3926 (1267 amino acids)
Biological process (GO): proteolysis
Cellular component (GO): cytosol
Molecular function (GO): tripeptidyl-peptidase activity; serine-type endopeptidase activity
Source: RefSeq, a predicted model, not a curated record